CCCAGCAGCUGCUCCAGCCCUUCUGCGCAGCAGGGAGAGAGGCGGGUUGCCGGAGCCCUGGGGUGGGGGUGGCAGCAAGGGCCUUACGCGCAGGUUGCUUGUAAGCGGCCCUAGGGCACCCCAGCCAGGGGGCCCUGCUCAAACCACGAACGGAUCCGCACUGCGCGACACCACCUCGGCCGGCCCGGGGGGCAGGAGCGGGGUGUCUCUAAUCUUGUCCUCUAGGGCCUCCUUUAAACACCGCGCUCCCCUUUGCACCCCUUCGUGCCCGGCCGGCUACGCCCCCCGCGCCCGAUCACCGUGGGGCUCCCCUGAGCUGCGAGGCGAGGGCCCCAUGGAGCCAGGGCUGGGAGACCGGUUGCUGCGCCGCUUUGCCCCCGGCGCUCUGGCCUGAGCGUCUGGGGCCCUUUCCCCGUUAGGUCUUGGCCCUGGCUGCACAGGAGCAGAGCUCGCUGGACCCUUCCGAGGCGGCCCCGGCUGGAUUUUUCUCUGCGGAAGGGAAGAAAAGUGGCCGGACGGGCUACCUGGGGGGCGGGGGGGGGGCGCUGUUUGUUUGGCCAGCGUGAUAAAAGAGGGAGCGGGGUUUCUCUCCAGCCGCCUGGGGCCAUGGGGUCUCCGUUGCUGCGGGGUCUGGAGCUGGAGUUGUCCCCCCCAGCCCCGCUCUAGCUGUGCGGGUUCAUCGAUAACUGACAGGAGCGAAGCCCCCAGCGACGAUCCAGCCCCGCGGAUUGUUGCCGGCGCAGACUCUGGUCCUCAGGGCGGGCUGAUGUUUCGUGGACCUGCCGUGAGGCGUGUGGGCUAUUCUAAUGCGUAGCAAUCGGGAAAUGCUCCAGGAGAAAGGCCUGUCUGAAACGGAAGAGGGGUUUCCAACAGCCCAGGCACCUGGUCAUGCAGAAUCCACAGCGGGCUCCCCGGUUCUUGGAGUGGCAGGAGUCAGCAGCACUCCGCUGAGCAGCCCGCAGGGCCAGGAUCCGGAGCAGACAAUAGAAAACAUCAAAGUCUAUCUCCACGAGAAGGAACUAUGGAAGAAAUUUCAUGAAGCUGGCACUGAAAUGAUAAUAACCAAAGCAGGCAGAAAAAUGUUUCCUAGCUACAAAAUUAAGGUAACUGGGAUGAACCCCAAGACCAAGUACAUCCUGUUGAUCGACAUUGUCCCAGCUGAUGAUCAUCGGUACAAAUUUUGUGACAACAAAUGGAUGGUGGCCGGGAAAGCGGAGCCCGCAAUGCCCGGGCGAUUAUAUGUUCAUCCGGACUCGCCCGCCACGGGAGCUCACUGGAUGCGGCAGCUGGUGUCGUUUCAGAAGCUAAAGCUCACUAACAAUCACCUCGAUCCGUUCGGACACAUUAUUCUUAAUUCGAUGCAUAAAUACCAGCCGAGACUGCACAUUGUGAAAGCAGAUGAAAACAACGCCUUUGGGUCUAAGAAUACAGCAUUCUGCACACAUGUGUUUCCAGAAACAUCCUUUAUAUCGGUGACCUCCUAUCAGAAUCACAAGAUAACCCAGCUGAAAAUUGAAAACAACCCAUUUGCCAAGGGAUUCCGGGGAAGUGAUGACAGUGAUUUGCGUGUGGCCCGGCUACAAAGCAAAGAAUAUCCAGUGAUUUCCAAAAGCAUCAUGAGGCAGAGGUUGGUUUCCACUCAUGGCCAGCUUUCAACAAAAACAGAUGUCAACCCACUCCAUGGGAAUCACCAGACCCUUCAGCAUUAUCAAUAUGAGAAUGGUGCUCACAUGCCAUUUGCUGCUUCGGAUACUCAAGAUCUACCACUCAACACCUUCACAGCACAGAGAGAUUCAGGGCUCUUUUAUCAUUGCCUGAAAAGAAGAGAAAGUGCUCGGCAUUUAGACCUGCCCUGCAAACGCUCCUAUCUGGAAGCCUCCUCUUCUGUAGGAGAAGAUCAUUAUUUUCGUUCGCCACCUCCAUAUGACCAGCAAAUGUUAAGCCCUUCCUAUUGCAGUGAGGUGACACCUAGGGAAGCUUGUAUGUACUCAGGUUCUGGUGCUGAAAUUGCAGGUGUCUCAACAGUCGAUGACUUGCCACCUCCUCCCCCUCCCCCUUUGAGCUGCAAUAUGUGGACUUCUGUUGCACCUUACACCAGCUACAGUGUUCAGACAAUGGAAACUGUGCCUUAUCAGCCUUUCCCUGCUCAUUUUACUACCACCACCAUGAUGCCAAGACUCCCCUCUAUCACAAGUCAAAGCUCACAACCACCAGGUAAUAGUCCCUUCAGUGUCUACAAUCAACUGUCACAGUCUCAGGUUCGGGAGCGAGUUCCUCCCUCAUCCUUCCCGAGGGAAAGAGUGCACCCAUCUGUUUGCGAGAGGAAGCCCCCAUCUCCGCACUUAAACACAGCAAAUGAAUUUCUGUACUCACAAAGCUCACUCUCGAGGGAAUCUUCAUUACCAUACCAUUCAGGAAUGGGGACUGUGGAAAACUGGACUGAUGGAUGAUUCUAAGGAACAAAACAGCUAGUUUUACUACUCCUGAACAAUGUUACUUCAGUGUUAAUUCCUGUGGGUAACUUGCACUUCAGUGAAACCUACACACAUGUAUAUUUCCAAAGGUGUGUGUGGCGUUUGUAUCUUUACGCACAUACAAUUCAAUGGAAAUAACAAUUCUGUACAAAGUAACUCUUGGAUCAAUGGCCUGGAUUCACCAAUCUUUUCUAAAUUAAUUCAGUCCUACUGGCCCCUAAGAACCAUCCGAAUGACUAAAAUGUGGUGUGGCUGGUCCUUUUUCUUUGUUUAAAACAGCAGAUUUUGGGAGAAAUUAUUACCCUUUAAUUGUUAUGGCUCUAUGACUUCAUGAGCCACAAAAACUAAGACAAAACAGAGCAUAUAGUCCAACGUCUGUAAGUCAGAGCUCUUUUCAUCUAGGAUUGUUCUUUUUCUAUCCUCAGCAGUGGAUAAGCAUUAUCAGCCUGUUUAUAGCCAGGCAAGCAGAAUCUCAAUGAAGUUACUUGCCCUGAGGCUGCAUAUGCAAGAAGCCAAGUGGAGAACUAGGAACAGAACCCAUGUCAUCUGAUGCCUGGUUCUGUUUCUCCCAGACACUGAAGCAUACUGAUUCCUUGCAGUAUAGUGGCUUGAGAUUUGUCCUGUCUAGUUUUAAAUGGCUCUAGAAAGGGGGAUACUAUUUCACAGUGUAAUAGGCCCUAAAUUCUCAUUUUCUUUGCACUGAACUGAAGGGAGUUGUUUCAAGUAUGAUGGAGGCAGUGGACCAAUUUUUUUUUCCUUUUUUUAAUUAAGGGUGUCAGAUUUUGCAAUGGACAAAAGUAUCAGUGGAGGUGUAAAAAGCUGUGACCAAUAUAUUUGUUGCUAAUAUUUUUACUAUGGAAUUAUUUCCAGAUGACAAAUGGAAGGAUACUGCCUUCAAUGAUCAAAGGCCUGCAAGAAUUCAUCCAUCCAUCCAAACAAAAACCCAGCCAUUAUGAGAAAUGGACACUUAGGGGGGAAAUUCUGCAUUCUUUAUUAAACAAAACUCCCACUAAUGGCAAUUGAAUAGUUUUGUUGGGAAGGAAUUGCAUCUUCCUCUAUGUAUAUAGAAGAAAAGGAGUACUUGUGGCACCUUAGAGACUAACUCUGAAACCUGUCAUUAUGCAAGGCACUGAAUUAGCCAUACGGAGUGGAAUCUAUCAACUUCAUUAACAAAUUUAACGAGUUUUUUCAUGAAGUUGAUAGAUUUCCACUCCUUAUGGCUAAAUUCAGUGCCUUGCAUAAUGACAGGUUUCAGAGUUAGUCUCUAAGGUGCCACAAGUACUCCUUUUCUUUUUGUGAAUACAGACUAACAUGGCUGCUACUCUGAAACCUAUGUAUAUAGAGCACAUUAAGUCUCCAGUCCGAUGCAGGACCACCAGCUGUUACUGUAGAACAAAUAGAAGGAUACAUAGAAAUAACAGUAGGAGUUUGGUUCAAUUAAAGAGUACAGAAUUUGGCCUUUAGCCAUCAAUAAUUUUGUCCUGUUUGCCGAGCAGUCAAUGAAUAGGUGGAGGAUAAAAAUAUAUAUAUAUAAAAAAUUGAAGUCACUUCUGCUCUUUGCUGAAUCCAUUCCAAUGAGGAGAGAUUGAUGAAGAUGAUGUUUAAGCUAGACAAGCCCAAGGGCACUGAAGUGAAGGUUAUUUUUAGCCAGGACAUUCAUAUCCCAUUCAUGUGUGGACUUUGUAAUCAGAUUUGGGAAAUCACUACAAUUUUUGCAUGCUGAAUAGCUAUUUAUAUAUAUAUAUCUAUAUAUAUAUAUAUAUAUAUCACAAAUGCAGGCCACCUGUCCAAUUCAGCUUUGCUUUUUACAAAUGAAAUACUCAAUAAAAAUGAAUGUUGCAAGGGGUUUUUUUUUUGAAAGACAUCUAUUUAAGAUUUUUUUAAUUACACACUUGCUGUAAAAACUAAGAAUUCGUUAGACAAAAGACAUAUAUACCACAGAUGAAACCACAUUAGAUACAGGUGGUGUGGAAUUUUUAAAAUGUUUUGUUACAUAGCAUGGACAUUUAAUUUUACAUAUCAGAACAUAAAGCCAUUUUAUUACUAUAAA
This is a messenger RNA of Dermochelys coriacea (leatherback sea turtle), 4524 nucleotides long. It is a transcript of the gene TBX4, whose product is annotated as T-box transcription factor 4. NCBI's taxonomy places the organism in Eukaryota, Metazoa, Chordata, Testudines, Dermochelyidae. Gene Ontology annotation, molecular function: RNA polymerase II cis-regulatory region sequence-specific DNA binding; DNA-binding transcription factor activity, RNA polymerase II-specific. The record is from RefSeq and is a predicted model, not a curated record. Gene Ontology annotation, cellular component: nucleus. Gene Ontology annotation, biological process: positive regulation of DNA-templated transcription; cell fate specification; angiogenesis.